AUGAACAUGAAACAGGUGGAAAAAAGCUGGUUCUCAUGGUUGCUGGCUAGUCUAAUGGUGGUGAUGAUGUUCCUAUCCAUGGCAAAGCCAGUGACAUCACAGUCUACCGAUAGAAAUAGCACUAUGCUGUUGUUGAACCGUGUACACUAUGCUGUUGCACGAACUUUGAUCAAUGGAGAGGCAGUUUGGGGCCUUGCCUCAUGCCGGGGAUAUGUCUCAACCACCAAUUGUGUUGCUUGUUUUGACCAUGCUGUCGUUCUGCUGAGAGCUUGUGGGCGUGGCAGUGGAGCUCAUGCUUUUUACAAUGACUGCGAUCUCAGGUACGAGAAUUAUAACUUCUAUGCGGAUGCCAACAAUCCGGGUGGUAUUGAAAUAUGUGGUAAUACAAAAUCGCCUCAGCAAACAGAGUUCAAAAAAACGGUAGAAGGAUUGAUAUCAGACCUUCGAACAGCAACACCAAGAACAUCAGAUUUUUAUGCAGUUUCCACAAGGGCUUUACCUGAUCGUUCUGGAACAGUUUACGGGAUUGCCCAAUGCAAUCUAAACUUAAGCCAAAGUGUUUGUGAAGAUUGUUUGAAUUCAAGAUAUAGUUCUUUAGAUGAUUGUCUUCCUAGCACUAAUGGGUGGGCUUUUAACAACGGUUGUUUUAUGAGGUACUCCAACACUCCGUUUUUUGGGCUAAACCAGACGACUAAUAUUACACCUCUUCUUUGGGAUGGAAAUUCAAACAAGAAGAGAUCCAUAAUUGGGGGAGUCUUUGGAGGUGUAUGCUUUCUGUUGCUUGUAAUUGCAUUUGUCGUACGGCGUCUCAGAUCAAAAAAGACUAGUGGUCUCCAACAAGAUAAAUCAACUGGAUCAACUGAGUUGCUGCAAGGUCCAGCAAGAUAUAGCUACAAUGAUUUAAAAGUAGCCACUGAAAACUUUAGUGACGAGUGCAAAAUUGGAGGUGGUGUGUUUGGUGAAGUAUAUAAGGGCAUUCUAAAAGAUGGGGGAUUUGUUGCAAUUAAAAAAACAGUUAUGUCCUCCACUAGAGGAAAAAUACACUUCAAUGAUCAACUUAAGAUCAUUAGCAAUGUUCAUCACCGGCAUCUUAUUCGUCUUCUUGGAUAUUGUAGCAAAGGGCCUCUCUUAUUUCUUGUCCACGAGUUCAUGAACAACGGUAGUCUUGAUCAAUUCCUUUAUGGUGACAAAUCAAGGAACCUAAGUUGGAGACAGAGGCUCCUACCAGAAGACAAGACUCAUCUUAGCACCAAACUGGCAGCGUCCUUGGAUAGUGGUUAUGUAGCACCAGAAUAUGCUAUUCAUGGGCAAUUGUCUGAGAAAGUGGAUACAUACAGCUUUGGUAUUGUGGUCCUUGAAAUCAUUAGUGGCAAGAGGUGCCACGAUGUCAUAGAUGAUAAAUCAGUUAAUCAAAGCCUCCUUGAUCAUGCUUGGAAUCUAUACGAGAGUGGCACGCAUGUGAAUCUAAUUGACAACAGACUAGAUGCUAGUGAAUAUGCAGCAGAAGAUGUAAUGAAGAUCAUAGAGAUAGCAUUGAUGUGCACUCAGUCACAGGUUUCUGCAAGGCCUGCAAUGUCUGAAGUGGUUACGCUUCUAAGUGACAAAUCUCUAGAUGAAAUACCACCAAUAAGAUCUACGUUUCACGAAAAUGAUAUAAAGAUUCCAAUUGAUACCUCGAUAUCAUUGUCCUCUAAUGCCGCUGCCUCCACUGUUCAAGUUUCUGGCCGUUAAAACCUCAUUUUAUACACCAUUACUGGUUUUAAAUUCUAUAAAUAUAUAGAAUAAUAUAAGGGUUUU
Lactuca virosa is the source of this 1797-nucleotide messenger RNA. NCBI's taxonomy places the organism in Eukaryota, Viridiplantae, Streptophyta, Magnoliopsida, Asterales, Asteraceae. The record is from the annotation of a GenBank genome assembly.